AUGGCACUGAAAAAUACAACUCAUUUGUCACUGUUCACUCUUUCUGGAUUACAGGAUGAAACAAAGGAAAGUAGAUAUGUUCUUUUCUCUGUGACUCUAUUUUGUUAUUUUCUUAUUGUGCUCAUCAAUGUGACACUCAUUUUCAUCAUCUUUCAAGAGAAAUCCCUACACGAGCCCAUGUACAUUUUUCUGUGUAAUCUGUGUAUUAAUGGACUGUAUGGAACAAUAGGGUUCUACCCUAAAUUCUUGUAUGACCUACUAGCUGAAGACCAUGUGAUCUCAUACAAUGGAUGCUAUCUACAAGCAUUUGUCAUUUAUUCAAAUUUUCUGUGUGAUUAUUCAAUUUUAACAGUUAUGGCUUAUGACAGGAAUGUUGCAAUAUGCAGACCACUGGAAUAUCAUUCUGUUAUGACAAAUCAUAUUGUAAAAUUUGUUGUGUUUCCAUGGAUUCCACCUCUUUUCUGUGAGGGUAUUUUGAUGUUUUUGAGUCACAGAUUAACAUUAUGUGGAUCAAAAAUAGAAAAACUCUAUUGUGCAAACUGGCCAAUUGUUAGGCUUUCUUGUUCUUCAAAUACAUUGAAUAGUGUGGCUGGUUAUGUUGUAAUUGUGGUGUAUAUAAUUCAUAUCCUUUUCAUUGUCUACUCCUACAUUAAUUUGAUCAGUACCUGUUUGAACUCCACAGAAAACAGGGGGAAAUUCCUCCAAACAUGCUUGCCACAUUUGUUUUCAUUGACUAACGUGACAAUUGCGGUACUCUUUGAAUUGAUGCACAAUAGAUAUGGUUCCAGGGAUCUUCCACGCCGUCUGCUAAAUUUCCUGGCUAUGGAAUUUCUGGUAAUCCCCCCACUUCUCAAUCCCCUUAUUUAUGGAUUACAACUGACUAAAAUUCGAAGAACAGUUUUUGGAAAAUGCAAAAAACAAAAUGGGGUGAAUCGUCUAUGA
Conger conger (European conger) is the source of this 942-nucleotide messenger RNA. Its product is annotated as olfactory receptor 52K1-like. Lineage: Eukaryota; Metazoa; Chordata; Actinopteri; Anguilliformes; Congridae. The transcript has a single exon. Gene Ontology annotation, molecular function: olfactory receptor activity. Gene Ontology annotation, biological process: G protein-coupled receptor signaling pathway. The coding region runs from base 1 to 942 and encodes 313 amino acids. The record is from RefSeq and is a predicted model, not a curated record. Gene Ontology annotation, cellular component: membrane.